Medioppia subpectinata is the source of this 724-nucleotide messenger RNA. The record is from the annotation of a GenBank genome assembly. NCBI's taxonomy places the organism in Eukaryota, Metazoa, Arthropoda, Arachnida, Sarcoptiformes, Oppiidae.
CAGUGCUAACUGUGUGGGGGAUGGAGUGGUCGAUGUGAUUGCUCUGUCCUAUUGUCCUAUAAGUGAAUAUUAGGACAAGUGAUCCAAACACUCAUACAAUUUGUCUGUCCAUCAGUAGUGGAAGUGUUAACCAAAUGUAUGAAUUGUUGCCAAAAUGAUGGAUCUAAAGGAGAGCUCAAUUAGUGUCACCUAUAACUCCGGUAGUUGUGGUGCCGUCUCUGUCGCCAAUUUAGACCCAAAUCAGCGCCAAAAUGUAUAUAAUAGUAGUGCCACUCAAGCAAACACAUCCACCGCUACUCCUGUGAUAUCACUCUUCAAACUGAAGAAUUUUUUAUAUCAACCAAAAUUCAAAACUCUCAUGACUUCUGAUGGGCCGAAUACGAACCCCACCAACAAUAUAGAUGAUGGCCGGACCGGGUCUGGCGGUUUGGACACAUCACCAUCACUGCACCAUAAUCUGUAUGGCAGUCAUACCAGUGCUGGCAAUCGUAACGCUAAUAACAAUAGCCGCCCCCAAUCACCCAAUGGUGGACAACAAAUGCUUGUUGUGCCGCAACCUCUCAAGUCGUCUAAUACUCUCUCCGGUGGGCCCACAACGAACGGCACGGGCAGAAAGUACCAAUGUAAAAUGUGCCCUCAGUUCAUAUUGUGUUGCCUCAACUUAUGGCUUCUUAGCCGUGAUUUGCAGGCAAUCAAUAUCCGAAACAACGCACUCGUCAUAUAA